AUGCGACGCGGCCCGAAGACUCUACAGCCGUAUCGCGCCGCAGUAAACGACCAGGACGGCACAUGGACGGUCUAUACCGCCGGCGCCCUCUCACCGUCCGUGUCGGCGGCAUUCGCGGAGACGUCUUCGGAAUCGCCGGGAGCGCCUUUGUUGGCGCAGCCAGACCAGCGGGCGGUCGUGGCGGACGUCGCGCGGCUCUUAUCGAAGCCGCGAAGUUACGACUUUCGUGAGCACCAUCACCACGAACAGCACAGUAAAGAAGCGAUCAGUAACGAGGACGAGGAGCGCGCGGCUGCGGCGAGCGUGAAGGAGGGGACGACGAUCGGCGAGGUGGCGGCGAUCGAGCUCGUGCGACAGCUCAGCCCGCAGGGGCGCGAAGUUCUUCUCACGGCGCUCUUCCCGGGAGCGGACAGCGCGGAGGCGGAGGAGGAGUUUGAGCACGCGGACGCGCAUCACGACGGGGUGAUAAGCGAGGGCGAGUUCGAGCAGUACGUGGGAGAGCAGCAGGCCAAGAUCGACGCGCUGCACCGCCCGCUCGACUUCCCGCACCUCGCGCUGCUCGCCAAGAAGGAAGCUCUCGGCAACUUGGGCUUCGGACUCACAAAGAACACAGUGAUGAUCAUAUCAGGCGACUUUAUAGCGAGUACGCUUGGAGCUGCCUUCGGGUUCUCCACUCUCAUGGCGGCGGGUUUGGGCAACGCAGUGGCGGACGUGAUAGGCACAUGGUGUCGGGGGGCCAUAGAGUCGUCCUCCUCCAAGCUGCUCCCCGGAGCCACCUUCUCCUCGCACCAGCUCGAGCACCCCAAGGCGCAGCUCUUCGCCACCGUUGGCGCCGUUGUGGGAGUCACAGUGGGCGGCUUGAUGGGCCUCUCUCCGUUGUUCUUCCUGCCAGCCCGCGGGGGUGGUGGGGAAGGUGGGCACGGCGCAGGUCCGGCGGUGACGGCAGGCGUGGCGGCUGCUUCGGCGGCAGCUUCGGCGAUGAAGGUAGCUGCGCCGCUUGCGACUAUUGCGUCGGCGGAUGGGGUUGAGGAGGCUGCGUCAGGUCACGCUACAGCUGGUGCUACAGCUGGCACUACAGGUGGUGGUAUGGGGGGUGCAUUCACCCGGGGCGCUACAGCCCAUGCGUCCAUCAGCGCAGCGCAUUGGAUGGGGCCGUCCCCCUCUUUCCGACCACCCCUGGCAGGCGCCGUGGAGGAGCGAGGUGGGCUGGGAGUGGCGCUGCUGCUGGCGCUGUCGGCACUCAAUGUGGCGCGGAGAGUGAGGGGGGUGUUCAUGAGGAGGGAGGGGGAGAGAAAAGGGGCGGGGGAAAUGAAAUAG
Closterium sp. Naga37s-1 is the source of this 1317-nucleotide messenger RNA. The record is from the annotation of a GenBank genome assembly. Lineage: Eukaryota; Viridiplantae; Streptophyta; Zygnematophyceae; Desmidiales; Closteriaceae.